AUGCUGACACCAUGUCAGAAGGCCAUGAGGCUUCAGUGCUGUCAGGAGAACUUGGAGAUGCUCUGUGAAGACCAAAUGAAAAGGAUGAACGCAUCUGAGGAGCCUUUGUCAGAGUUUGUACUGCUCUGUGUGAUUGAUUCUGGCCAGAAGAUCUUUAUAAUUCCUGCUCUUUUUUGCAUCUAUUUGACUUCUGUGUCUAGCAACCUGCUAGUUAUUCUAGUAAUAAUACAAAACCAUCAGCUUCAGACACCUAUGUUUCUUUUAAUUGCAAAUCUUGCAGUAUUAGAUUUACUGAACAGUACAAACAUGAUUCCUCGCAUGCUGGUGGCCCUCAUCUUGGGUUCACAUGCUGUCCCAUAUGGGCCUUGUGUGCUGCAAAUCCACGUCGAAGCUCACAUAUUGAUAGUGGGAACAUUUGUUUUAUCGUUUAUGGCAAUUGACCGUUAUGUUGCUGUAGUUUACCCACUUAGAUACCCUUCUGUAGUCACAAAUAAAACAGUCUUAGUCAGCCUCAUGCAUACCAAUAUAUGUGCUGUUGUACUUAUUCUACCGUUCCCAGUGUUCUUGGCAGAGCUUCCAUUUUGUAAUGGUAAUGUCCUGCCUUCUUGCUACUGCGAUUAUACUACAAUGGUCCAAAUGGCUUGCAGAAGAGAUCCAAAGUUUCUAACUUAUUUGUUGGUAAUAACAUUAAUUUUUGUUAUUGGUCCUUUGCUACUGAUCUUGUUUUCCUACCUUCGAAUCACACUGGCAGCACUGCAAAUAUCUUCCAUUGACGGAAGGAAAAAGGUGUUCAGCACCUGUUCGACUCAUCUGUUGGUGGUAGCUAUUGUUUAUUUACCGCUUCUUCUGUCGUACGUGUUACCAGGAGCUGGAUUUGUUUUGUCAAGGGAGGCCUACAACAGUCUGGUGAUAGUUAGUACUACUGUCCCUUCUGCAUUACAUCCUAUUAUUUAUAGCUUUCGUAACAAGGAGAUUAAAACAAGCAUUUACAAGAUUUUUAGGCGGAAUAAAACCAUACCAGCAUUUUAA
Molecule: messenger RNA, 1029 nt
Organism: Polypterus senegalus (gray bichir)
Lineage: Eukaryota; Metazoa; Chordata; Cladistia; Polypteriformes; Polypteridae
Product: olfactory receptor 1M1-like
Exons: 2
Coding region: 1-1029 (342 amino acids)
Biological process (GO): G protein-coupled receptor signaling pathway
Cellular component (GO): membrane
Molecular function (GO): G protein-coupled receptor activity; olfactory receptor activity
Source: RefSeq, a predicted model, not a curated record